Messenger RNA from Poeciliopsis prolifica (blackstripe livebearer), 1874 nucleotides. RefSeq names its product CD209 antigen-like. Bases 5 to 1537 code for a protein of 510 amino acids. NCBI's taxonomy places the organism in Eukaryota, Metazoa, Chordata, Actinopteri, Cyprinodontiformes, Poeciliidae. The record is from RefSeq and is a predicted model, not a curated record. Gene Ontology annotation, molecular function: signaling receptor activity. The transcript has 20 exons.
AGACAUGGUUUUCCGCAGAGAGCACUUUGAGCGUCCUGUGGCGUACGAGAAAUUCAGCGAUGCUCUUUAUGCCAGCGACGAUGGACCGGAGAGCUGCUCAGAUAAUGACGGUAAAACCACUUCAGAACUUCGGCGGUACAAGUUGGUCGCAGCCACCUUUGGACUUUUGUGCCUGCUGCAGCUCAGUCUUUCCGUUUCUCUUGCUCUUUCAGCUUCCAGCAAUAAGAGUCUGAUUGAGAGGGAGAAAGAUGAACUGAAGACACUGAACUCUGGCCUCAGUGCCAGGAAUAAAAACCUGACAGCAGAAAGAGAGCAGCUGAGGAGGAAUCUAAGCGACGUUGUUUCACAACAUAAUUCUCUGACUAAGGAGAGAGACGAACUAAGGAAGACCAACCUUGGUUUCUUGUCCAGUCUGAAAAAUCUGACUGCAGAGAGGUCAAUGCUGCUCAGAACCAUCGAAGGUACUGAAGCCGAAAACAAAAAUGUGUCUGAACAGAGGGAUGAGCUGAGGAAAGAGCUUCAAAACCUCACUUUAGAGUUCAGUUUCCUGACUGAGGAGAGAGACGAGUUGAAGGAGAUCAAUCUUGGUAUCGCGGCAAAUCUGAAAAACCUGACCGACGUGGGAGAAACGCUGAUCAGAACCAUCAAUGUCACUGAUGCUGUCAAUAGAAAUUUGACUGAAGAGAGAGACGAGCUGAGGAAAAAUCUCAACAACCUUGCUUUACAUCUCAGUUCCCUGACCAGUGAGAGAAACGAGUUGAAGAAGUUAAACUCUGACAUUGAGGCCAGCCUGAAAAAUCUGACUGAAGAGGGUAAAAAACUGAUCCAAACCAUCCAAAGUAUUGAGUCCGAUCACAGGAACGUGACCGGAGAGAGAGACGACCUGAUGAGGGAGCUGGAUGUGUUCACUUCACAGCUUGCCGCCAUGACUAAGGAGAGAGAUGGUCUAAAGAAGAUUAACUCUGAUAUUGAAGCCAAUAGCAACACGUUGAGAGAAGACAAGGAGGAAAUCAACAGGAGGCUGAAUGAUUUGGAAUCCAAACAGAAUGCCUUGACUGAAGAAAGAGACACUUUGAGGAAAACAAAGUUGUACAUCGAGGCCAUGUCCAGAACAAUCAGUCAGGAACGAGAUGAGCUGAAGGCAAAGGUCAACACUUUAAAUCAACCAGGAUGGGAGCUUUUUGGAGGCAAUGCGUACUACGUUUCUUCUGACAAAAAGAACUGGCAAGAGAGCAGAAAUUACUGUCAGUCAAAAGGCGCGGACUUGAUGAUCGUCAACAGCAGAAGCAAACAGGUUUUUGCAAACAAGUUUCAGAAGUACAUGUGGAUUGGACUGACGGAUGGAGAAACAGAGGGAACAUGGAAAUGGGUCGACGGGAGUCUAGUUACCACAAGCUUCUGGGCAGAUGGCGAGCCAAAUGGUAAAACACUGGAGAACUGUGGGAACAUAAAGCAUCACUUUUCGGAGAGAAGCUGGAACGAUGAACAUUGCUCCUUUAACCUCAACUGGAUCUGUGAAUUAAAGCUAAUCUCGUGACAAUGAUUCACGAGAUUAGCAUUAAAAAAAAAGAAAAACAUAAAAAAAACACACUUAUUAAAACUCUCUGAUGUUGAUCAUGUUUGUCUGCUUUGUUUGGAUGUGAUGAUCUGAAGGUGAUACUGGAGAUGUAUUGAUACAAGUUUUUGUGAGCGAUUUCAAAUCUUUGGUGUUUGAUCAAAGUUUGACCCGCUGAGUCUGAUUUUAAAUGAUCACAAUUUCUCUUAUAAAAACAUUCAAAUUUAGUUUCCACACUCUCUGCAGUGAGUAAUCUUUAAUUAUUAACAUUAGGAGUAGAGGCAACUACAGACGUGUAAAAAUUAUUGUUUUCCAAGAA